Molecule: messenger RNA, 1959 nt
Organism: Porites lobata
Lineage: Eukaryota; Metazoa; Cnidaria; Anthozoa; Scleractinia; Poritidae
Source: the annotation of a GenBank genome assembly
GAUGAAGGAGAAUUGGUCCCCAUUGCUACACUGAAGCAAAUGCUUGAUGUUCAGCAGUUCAUGCUUAAAACGCUUUUUGAUUCCUUUAUCUCCACUGUCAAUGCAAGAGUCGAUAAGUUGGCAGACUCAGUCGCGUCUCUCAAAGCAAGCCUUGAAUUUACACAAAAGGAUGUCGGAGAUUUGUCGUCCUUAAAAUCGAAGCUCGUGGGCGCCGGAAAGGAUAUUGUUGAAAUCAAAAACACUGUGGAGUUUCAGGGAAACAAAAAAGAGUACCAGGAAAACCAAAGCAGACGGAACAACAUCAGAGUAUUCGGUAUACCAGAAUCGGCUGGCGAGACUUGGGAAAUGGCUAAAACGGGAAUGAGGGACGCCAUCAAGGAGAAGCUCAACAUUGAAGUUGACAUCGAGCGCGCUCACCGUGUUGAGCGUAGAACUUUCAACUUUCAACUUUAUUUCAUAAGACUAUUAGUUACAAUAGACUGGCCCGCAAAAUAGCAAUUGCUAAUCUAGGCGGACCAGUUAAAAGAAAAAUAAAUUGAAAGGAAAAGAAAGGAAAGGAAAGGAAGGAAAACUACAAUUUUAAGUUACAAUAAAUAAUAUUCUAUCACUACACUGGGAAGUAGUAUAUAGUGGACACCGAAUUAUUAAAUUGGCCAUGAAAGAGGGCUAAAUUGCCUCUAAAAGUAAAGUAAGGCAGCUCUUUGAGUGUUGAUCUUUGAGCUUUUUCUUGGACCUUAUUUCUACGGCGUAACUUCAUUUUAAGCUAAUUUAAGGGAUACAGCGAAGAAGGUUUUCAGAAUUACCCCGCUUAAUGCAACUCUAUUAUCUCAAAGUACUUAGCUUAUCGUGACUCCCUCAGUUCAUUUAAUUCGUCUACGCUUGUUAGCUUUAUGACUGUUGAUGUUUCCGUUUUGCGCAGACAGACAGCUCCGUUUUUCGCCCAACAGAAUUUGAAGUUAUUGGCGUCCUUGUAUUUCUUGCUCUCGAAGAGAAGCUCCUGUAGUCGAGGAGUUAGAUGAUCAUACAAGUUAAUAUGACUGAUAUCAAAAUCGUCAGGGAAGCCUAACUGUGACGCCUCGAGGUUCUCCAAUCUCCUUCGCGCAGCCAUAACUUUUCCCUUUGCCAGUCUUCGAGUAAAUUUGCAAACGAUAGCAUUCGGCCUGUUCGAGGCAGAACGGCUCGGUAUCCGAUGAGCAAUAUCGAUGUCGUUAAGCGAAACAUCUUCAACUCCAAGGGCUUCAAACAUCCUGAGGCAGAGAGCUACAGUUUGAUCGGAGGUUUCAUUUUGCGUUGCAGCUGGCAUACCCACAAUUUUAACAUUAAACUGGUAACUGUAUGCUUCAAGAGUGUCGAUGGAUUUAGCAAUUCGGUCGCAGAGAAUGGAGAUUUCGGCGACUCUAGUAAACAGUUGUUUGAUUUGCUUCACCGCUUCGUCUUUGAAGGCGACAAGGUCGUCAUAUUUACUGGAGACGAAUUCAAGCGAAUUAGCACCUUCUGACGACAUUUUCUUCUCGGCGUCCGGCUUUUCUGGAAAUUUUCUGGAGUUUUUCUUUCAAUUCAGCUAUCUCAUUUCGUAAAGAUUGAUUUUCCUUCCUCAGCUUUUCAUUCCCGGUCAUAAUUGGCAGAAGAAAGGCUCAAAUUCUAAUCUUAGCUCGGAGAGCUCUUAAACACACGUCCGACCAGUACAAGCACCGCACCAGUCUGGAAGAAUCAAUCAAGUCUGGAGGAAUCAAUCAACACCAAGCUGAUGCAAAGCCUAGAGUUAUUGUGUGCCGACUGAGUAGUUGGAAGCAGAAAGAAGCUGUAGUAAGAAAGGAAAAACCAGAAGGACUGUUUAUUUGCGAAGAUCUUUCGCAAGCGACGCUUGAAAAGAUGAAACCUCAUUUGGAGAAGCUCAAGGCGGCCAAGCAAGCAGGAAAAUCAGCAUAUUUUAUCUUAGAUCGCUUGAUCAUUCGUGAU